AUGGCAAAGAGUUCCUUCAAACAAGAACAUGACCUCGGUAAUAACUCUAUUUUCAAUAAGUGGUCUCAUUCUUGUUCCUCUGGUGCCGUUUGGCUUAAUUUUUUGAAUAAUUAUGUGUGAUGAUACCUUAUACUGAGGCUCCAAAAUAUUUUCAGAAAAGAGACGUGCUGAGGCUGCUAGGAUUAGGGAGAAGUACCCUGAUAGGAUCCCGGUGAGAGAUUGCGAUGAAGAGUUACCUUGUGUUUAUGAUGACAUACUCGCUUGUGCUUUCUAUUUUGACUUGUGGUUCAUUCGUUGCUCUUUUUCUAUCAUUUUCUAGUUUGCUUUAGAGAAACAUGAAAAAUACUUUAUCACUGUUUUUUAUCGGGCAUCUUUCUGUGAUGUGCUUACACACGGAGAUAUAUAGGUAUGUAUAUGAUUUUUUGAUGGAAUGGACACAUUUGACCGCUAAUGUAUAUUCCAUACGCCGUGCAUUCGAUUUUCUUUUAUGUUUCGACAAUGGCCAGAUCAUCAAAGGAACAUAUAUAUCCACACACAGGUGCUUGCUCAAACGAAAAUGAUAGUGGAUUUUAAACUUUUUAAAAGGAAAAUAAUCCGUCUUUAGUGGCCAAUCCUGAUGCGACAUUUAUGCUUAUGAUACGUUUGUGACUUUAGAAGAUGGAUGCAUGGCUGUUGUACGUCCAUUUUAUGAAAAUGGGUGCAAUAUACCAGUUGACUAUUGACGAAUUGCGAUAGCUUUUGUAUGGUGGCUUGAUAGAACUGGUGGACACCCGCUAUUUUGUUGAUAAAUAAGGCAUAGAAUUGAGUUACAUUGUGGUACAGUAUGGUUGAAUUCUAGUUUUUCAAAAUAUUCAAGUUGUGCUUAAAUAGUCAUUUUUUUCCGCCCAGAAAUUUGUUCAAUGAUUUUUUAGCUCGAUAAAUUCCUUGAAGAUGGUAGAUCAUUAUGUUCAUCUCGCUUAAUAUUAGGGUUUUUCUUUUCAUGAGAUAAAAAGAUAAAAUCGAUCAAGAGCAACUGGCUACAUUUGAACGAAUAAACCAGAAAUGCCACUUAUUUGAGUGGAUCAUUGUAGACAUUUUUUUACUUAGAUGUACAUUCACUUGGGCACGCAGAAUCACUGAACGACAUUGUGAUAUUUAAGGCUCAUGACUCACUAGGAUAGGAUGCUUGUGUAUGUUAUCGUUACUGAUGCAUAUAGAAAGCUUUAGAAUUUCAUAGCUCCUGUAAGUUGUUUGAUAUUAUUUGGUAACGGUGUCAAGUUUGUGGCAUGUUUACCUUUGGGUGAUUGAUUUAAAACUGCACAUGAUUGUUGUGAAGAUAGUAGCUAAUUAGGUACUAUUUUUGCGGGUUGGAUCUCAAGAAGGGACACAAUAAGUUCUUUCGUCCAAGGUGGAUUGUAACCAAUGCCCGAAAAAUGCCUUGUUGAGCUUGGCUAUUCUGUUGAGUUACGUUGCUCAAAUGUGACGGCGUUUCCUUAAAUUUAAAGAGGAUCCUAUUUGGAUGUCGAAUUUUUAAGAGUUAGAUUUUGGAUACGUCAUAAAUUAUACAAUUUGGUGAAGUUUGAUGACGAUUAGUUCUCACAGAUGUCCAAUCGGUUCCGUAGUUCAGACACCAAGGUUGGCUUUAUCUUAAAAAAAUGUAAAAACUGUAGAUUUUCUGGAAACAUGCUUUUGAACAUUGCUCAGACUUUCAACGGUUGCCAUAAGGAUUUAAUAUUUAGUUUCUUGGAGAAAUAUAUUUGUACCCUCUAUUUCCCUUUUUUGUUCUUGUUUAACUAAACUGAUGGAUGUGCUGUUGUGGGCUUCGUUGCUUUACUGACCAAAAUGGCUUGAUGCCUGUCUUCUUUCUCUGCUUAUAAUGUUUGCUUCUGCCUGUCAGAUUGAUGUUUUUCCCUACUAAAGCUAAUUUACUACGUUUUUAAAAAAAAAGCUGAGUCCCGCUGAUUGAUAUAAACACUUGGAUGGUUUUUAGGUGAUUGUGGAGAAGGCAGAGAGAAGUGAUAUUCCGAACAUUGACAAGAAGAAGUAAGUAACAAUUACAACCUUAAAUGUUCUUUUUAGUUUUUCAUUGAGAAAGUAAGUAAGAAGAAUGGUUUUUCAUUGUAUCUAAAUAGAUUGAUACCCAAGAGACUUUCCAGCAUCCGUUUGGUUCUCUUUCCAUUCCCCCUUCCCAUGGCUGUGGGGGGUAGGUACUAUUUGGGCAUCUUGACGAGCAAAACUUUACAACAGGUACCUGGUCCCUGCUGACUUGACGGUUGGGCAAUUUGUGUACGUAAUCCGCAAAAGGAUCAAGCUUAGUGCAGAAAAAGCAAUCUUCAUAUUUGUCGACAAUGUCCUUCCCCCUACUGGUAACCCUUUGAAAACAACUACGUAGACUACUCUUCUUGACGCCUGCCUUUGGUAUAGCUGGUUGACUCCUCUUUGUUCUCUGCAGGAGCUAUAAUGUCAACAAUUUAUGACGAGAAGAAGGACGAAGACGGCUUUCUGUACGUUACCUACAGUGGGGAGAACACUUUCGGCCUGGUGUGA
Molecule: messenger RNA, 2526 nt
Organism: Spirodela intermedia
Lineage: Eukaryota; Viridiplantae; Streptophyta; Magnoliopsida; Alismatales; Araceae
Source: the annotation of a GenBank genome assembly